This is a messenger RNA of Exaiptasia diaphana, 1694 nucleotides long. RefSeq lists its product as uncharacterized. The transcript is spliced from 2 exons. Lineage: Eukaryota; Metazoa; Cnidaria; Anthozoa; Actiniaria; Aiptasiidae. Gene Ontology annotation, molecular function: monoatomic cation channel activity. Bases 1 to 1263 code for a protein of 420 amino acids. The record is from RefSeq and is a predicted model, not a curated record.
AUGUUGAUAUUCUAUAAUGUUACAAGUGCAUUAGGGAGGAGCCGUCAUUGUUCAGACCAACAAGUGUCAACUAUUKGCAUAAAUAGCGGGAACCGUCUUCAGUCUUGCGUCAUAUCUAUCGAGAAGCUUGAUUGUGAAGGUAAACAACCUUAUAAAAAAGAGAAAAUGCUAUCGAAUGCUAAGUUCUUAGAAACUUUUAAAAAUUUGCGUCAAAAUCAGGACCGUACCAUCAGAAACAUUAUUACCAUACUGUUUGUGUUGGCACUAGAAGCUCUUGUUAGCUCAGAAGGCUUCUUUGAGUGCCCUGCAGAUAAUCAUGCCAGAUAUGGAUGGGUGUUCAUCCUUGUGCCAGCGAUCAUUUUGGCUCUUUUGUCUGUGAUGUUAAGCAAAGCUUUCGUAGAUCUCAUCCAGGGCGUCUGUUAUUAUAAGAAGAGUUCUAUUCCGUGUGGCAAGGCAAAGUGCAGUAUUUUGAAGAUAGGCGAUAGUAAGUUUUUUGAGGUCGUCUACCUUGGGCUUGCUGCAGCCUCGUUGUGGCUAUUCUGGGCUUUUCUUCAAGGAAGGUACUACGYCUGCGCAAAGGAGGGAAAUAAAGAAGACAGACUGAGGCCAUUCAAAGACAACAAGAAUGWGACUGAUAUGAUUAACAAAGCCUUUACACAAGCCAAAACAGAAUCGCAAAUCAUCGGCUUUGCUAUCAUUGCCGUYUGGGUCGGUUUUUCUUCCCUCGUUCUUACCUUUCACAAGUGUUGCUGCAAGAGACCCGUCUCCUCCAUCCAAAGUCCUGAAGAAUUUUUAGGUAUUGAAGAAAAAGAAGCUGCCAAAACGUACAAAGAAGAACUCGAGAAGCUCGCCAAGAAAAGAGGAAAAAACAAAGCAAYGAAGAUGUUUGAAGUCGAGUGCACUUCAAAGAGUCCAACAGAAAUGCUCAUAGAUGUGUACAACAAGUUCAAGAAGAAAAGUGGCUAUGAGRAAGCCUUUGMGGACGACUACGACAAGCAAGCAGCCGUUCAACACAAAGAAGCUUUUGACGCAAAGCACCAAGCUCAAGCCAAGGCUGACAUCGAAGCGAUGCUUAGUCAAUCCCCUUGCUCAAAAGAUGAGUACUGCCGGGCGAUAGAUGCGUACAAUGCAAUGGGCCAGGAAUACCCACGUACGGUUGUUGGUCAUAGCAAACCGUAUAUAGGGAAGUCCCCACAUCGCUGUAGAGAUGUGAUUGCUACKAAUGAGGGAGACGUCGAGAUGCAGGGAACCAGUACACUAUAAGAAAUAGAAACAAUGAGAAGCGUUUAAAAUAUACACAAGCUUUCAAAUCUAUAUAAAAAUUAACGCGCAUAAAUGAUACGUAGUCGUAUAGCGUAUUAUAUCUAAAAGCCGUUUUAUACGGRAUUAAUACGUAAACGUGAUACAUGAACGUACAAUAGAUCGUAGCUGGGGCCGGGUCGUCAAAUCCCGAUUAGCGCUAAUGCUGGGUUAACUCUUAGAAAACCUUUGGUGUUAACCCUGGGUUAACGCUAAUUGGGCUUUGAACAACCCGGCCCCUGCUGAACUGUAUCAUGUUGACCUAUAAGAAACUUUAGUUCAAUUUCUCUUUUGAAUGAAAAGUGUUUGAUUUUAAUUUCUAAUCUUAGUCUUUUCAUGGGUGUAAAUUUUAGUUCACACUUAAAUGUGAAUUAAAGACAAAAAUCGUAAACUCA